This is a messenger RNA of Pyrus x bretschneideri (Chinese white pear), 1155 nucleotides long. RefSeq names its product glutamate--cysteine ligase, chloroplastic-like. The transcript has 8 exons. Lineage: Eukaryota; Viridiplantae; Streptophyta; Magnoliopsida; Rosales; Rosaceae. The record is from RefSeq and is a predicted model, not a curated record. Bases 1 to 789 code for a protein of 262 amino acids. Gene Ontology annotation, biological process: glutathione biosynthetic process; modified amino acid biosynthetic process. Gene Ontology annotation, molecular function: glutamate-cysteine ligase activity.
AUGGCAAGAGAUUUGGAAACCUCAACGAAUGGAAAUUCCAAUGUUCGAGGAUUAAGGCCGCAACGAUUUACAAGGCUCAACACAACAAUGAGUGGAGCGGCACCAUCCCUACGGGGUACCACCAUGGCAACCACCACAGUAGCCACAUUCGGCAAGGCUCACAGCACCACAACCACAGCCCAAGCCAUGUUUGAGCGCUAUGUUGAUUAUGCUCUUGAUAUUCCCAUGUACUUUGUCUACCGGAACAAGAACUAUUUUGACUGUACUGACAUGACCUUCCGGGAGUUUAUGGCAGGAAAGCGUUGUUGCAUUCCGGGUGAAGUUAUUCCAACCAUAAGUGAUUGGAAGAUGCAUUUGGGAACUAUAUAUCCUGAGGUUAGGCUGAGGAAAUACUUGGAGAUGAGGGGCGCUGGUUCAGGGCCUUGGAAGACAUUUUGUGGUUUGCCAGCAUUUUGGACUGGUUUAUUGUACGAUGAAGUUUCCCUACAAAAUGUGUUGGACAUGAUAGCUGAUUGGACCACUGAAGAAAGACAGACGCUGAGAGAUAAGGUCCCCAAAACUGGUCUAAAGACGCCAUUUCGUGGAGGACUGCUGCAGCAUGUUGCCGAAAAUGUGGUGAAGUUUGCCAAGGAUGGCCUGGAAAGAAGAGGCUUGAAUGAAUCGGGAUUUUUGGAUGGGGUGGUGGAGGUGGCGAGAACCGGUGUAGCACCAGCUGAGAAGCUGUUGCAGCUGUAUUACGGGGAAUGGGGGCAAAAUAUAGACCCCGUCUUCGAGGAGCUACGAUACUGAUCAGGCAAGGCACUUUGCUGAGAUCUUUCAUCUUUGUAUGUAAACCUUGCAAAUUUUCUUGUGUUCAAGGAUGAUUCCGACAAAGGGCCGAAAUUUGCCUUCGUUGCAUCUACCUAUUUGUUAUAACAUUUUCGGAAACAAAUCAUGUUGGACUUGUGUGUUCGAGCAUGUUUAUCUCUCUGGUUAAGCUCUUUGGUUUGAGAGAUCGUUCUUUGUGAGGAUCUUGUGAUCCUCCAAUCACAUCCAUUCAUUGUAGUUUUCGUCAGAUAUUGUUUAUAUUCAAUUUUAAAUAUAAAAAAAAAAAAAAAAAAUCCAUCUUAUGUCAUGCACCUGCAGCAAAGAUGCCACAGGCUUCAAGGAAUCGGA